CAUCUAAACGCCCGUCGAUGACUGCCGAAGCCGACAUUCGUUCAAUUCUUUCAAGUGCAUUGGACGCAGAUGAGGCCGGUCGUAAGGGGGAAGCAAUCGACUUGUAUGGUCAAGCGGUGGAAAGAAUUCUCCAGCUGGAGGACCGCGAAAAGCGCGAGAAACUUAACAAAUUUGCAAAACAUGCACUCGAACGUGCGGAAGAGCUGAAGGGAAUCACUUACUCGCCGAAGCAUUCCCUCCCACUAGCGCAACAACCCACAAUACCGGUGGCCCUGAAACCGGUGCAGAGUAGUGCCGGGUUAGCAAGCCCGUCUCGUACUGGGCCCGUUCUAGAAAUCAGCGGCAGUCGGCAUGCUUACAGUAGCGAGGAGAAGCGGGUGCUCGAACACACGUCACACAUUAACGCAAAGGUGUACGUACCGUUCAUGGACAUCGAUCUGUUGGAGAAGUUUCACUUUCCACUUCCAUUCACCGAUAAGGAUGGCAAUCUUGAGCUGGCACCAAAGCAGAAGCGUGAUUUUGUGCAGUGGAUUCGAGUAAGCGAGUUGACCGAAAGCCCGCAGCUGAUCGUUGGUGAUCACGCAGAUUUCUACAGCAUCCGCCAAACGGUCGUCUCCGACUGCAGUUUCGUGGCAUCGCUUGCGGUAGCCUCGCAGUUUGAGAAGCGCUUCAAGCGCCGCAUACUGACAUCGAUCAUUUAUCCGCGCAACAGUCGCGACGAACCGGUAUAUAAUCCGAGCGGAAAGUACUCGAUCAGGAUGCACGUGAACGGCAUUCCACGGAAAGUAGUGAUAGACGAUUAUCUUCCGCUUGGGCGCCACAAUCAGCUUCUUUGCUCGUAUUCGAGCAACAAGAACGAAUUCUGGGUUUCGCUGCUCGAGAAGGCGUACAUGAAGUUGAUGGGAGGCUACGACUUUCCGGGUUCGAAUAGCAACAUCGAUCUGCACGCCCUGACAGGCUGGAUACCGGAGCGAGCGUUGGUGAAAUCGACCGAACCGGACUUCAAUGCCGAUGCCGUGUUCGAUCGUCUGCAGGAAGGCUUGAGCAUGGGACGGUGCCUGGUAACGGUGGCCACCGGUGAGCUCACGGAUGCCGAAGCGGAACGCACCGGACUCGUGUCGACGCACGCGUACGCCGUGCUCGAUAUGCGCGAGGUAAACGGUGUGAAGCUGUUACAGCUGAAAAAUCCUUGGUCUCACCUGCGCUGGCGGGGCAACUAUUCGGAGUUGGAUGCGGUUCACUGGACGUCGGAACUGCAGCGAACGCUCGGAUACGAUCCAAAGUUGGCGGCCACGUACGAUAACGGUGUGUUUUGGAUCGACUUUCGGUCGAUAAUGAACUUUUUCGAUGUGUUCUACCUCAACUGGGACCCGACGCUGUUCCAGUACACCUACUGCAUCCACCAGUCGUGGAGUGCAGGCGUGGGACCGACCAAAGAUGCGUACACCGUGGGCGAUAAUCCUCAGUUCAGUCUUACCGUGCCAGCGGGUCGUGGCUCCGUGUGGAUACUGCUAACGCGCCACAUCACCAGUAUAGAGGAUUUUCGCGAAAAUCACGAAUACAUCACGGUGCUAGUUUACGCCAGCGGUGGUAAGCGGGUCUAUUACCCAACCGAACCGCCGCCUUAUAUCGAUGGGGUGCGCAUCAACAGUCCGCACUAUCUAUGUAAGAUCCGGCUCGACCCGAACACCGAGCGGCGCUACACGUUGGUCGUGUCGCAGUACGAGAAAACGGCCACCAUCUACUACUCACUGCGAGCCUACAGUCGGACAAAGUUCGAGUUGAAACAGCUGGAGCGACGAUAUGCGGUGGCCGAGAAUCUCAACGGCGAGUGGAAGGGCAAAACAGCCGGUGGGUGCCUGAACCAUCCGCAAACCUAUCGUAACAAUCCGCUCUACCGGCUACAUAUCGGACCGGCCGCUGCCAGCGAUCUGGUGAUCGAAUUGCGCGGCCCAAAGGUGUACCAAGUAGGGUUGGAUUUGACAGUCGUUUCGUUGGAAGAUUCGACGGUCACAGCACCGUUCGUAUCGCAGAAGACGGGCGUCUAUCGGUCCGGGUUCUGUGUGCUCGAUCUAGAAGGAAUUCCGGCCGGUGUGUAUCAGGUGCGACCGUCCACGUUCCUUCCCGAACAGGAGUCACCGUUCUUUUUGAAGAUAAAAUCUACAACGAAUGUCGUGAUCGAAAAGGUGACCUAAGCAUCGACGCCGCCAGACUGUUCGCUGAGACGACAAAACGAGAUAUUGAAGUGAUUACGUCGGACGUACUGGAUUGUUUCAUACUAUUUUGUUGUAUAUUUAUUCAUUUUAAUGGAAGUAUGUAGACGGCUUAUGAACGGAACGUUACUUAUUUACCUUUCA
Messenger RNA from Anopheles bellator, 2357 nucleotides. RefSeq names its product calpain-7-like. The transcript has 4 exons. Bases 18 to 2195 code for a protein of 725 amino acids. The record is from RefSeq and is a predicted model, not a curated record. Gene Ontology annotation, biological process: proteolysis. Lineage: Eukaryota; Metazoa; Arthropoda; Insecta; Diptera; Culicidae. Gene Ontology annotation, molecular function: calcium-dependent cysteine-type endopeptidase activity.